Messenger RNA from Nicotiana tabacum (common tobacco), 1199 nucleotides. RefSeq names its product zinc finger protein ZAT1-like. Gene Ontology annotation, biological process: regulation of DNA-templated transcription. NCBI's taxonomy places the organism in Eukaryota, Viridiplantae, Streptophyta, Magnoliopsida, Solanales, Solanaceae. The record is from RefSeq and is a predicted model, not a curated record.
GUUACCUACUCCUCUUAAAUCCUUAAAGUUCCCACUCCCACUCUACUUCUCUUCCUAUCCCUCAACUUUCUCCCUUUCCCUCUCUCAUUGGUGAUUACAUAGUAAAGUGCUAAUCUUUGAUCUCUUCUUCUUGUAAGUAUGGAGAAGCAUAAAUGCAAGUUAUGUUCAAGGAAAUUCUUGAAUGGCAAAGCUUUAGGUGGUCACAUGAGGUCUCAUUUAAUGGCUUUGCCACUUCCACCUAAGACUCCGCCGUUAAAACAAGAUUCCGGCGGCGGCCGUAGCCACUCAACUCUGUCACUCUGUUCAUCAGAAAAUGAACAAGAAGAAGAAGAGGAGGAGGUGUUAGAACAGAAAGGUGAUGAUUCAUUGGGUAAUUAUGGGUUGAGAGAAAAUCCAAAGAGAAGCUUUAGAAUGAUAGAUCCUGAGUUUUUGGAUGGUGGGUAUGUGGUACAAGAUAGAGAAAGUGAGACUGAGUCAACAAAAAAACCAACUUGUAGAAGAUCCAAUAGAAGUCGAAAAAUGGUUUUAACAAUACCAGCAGAUGAGAAAAAUGAAGAAAAAAUGAAGGAGAAAUCAGUUGAUUUUGAGCCAUUGAGUUUGUUUUCAGAUAGUUCAAGUGAAGAAGACAUUGCUAUGUGUUUAAUGAUGCUUUCAAAAGAUGUUUGGAAAAGUUCACAACCCUCAAAAUUAAGGUCAAAACAUGGGAAGAAAUACCAAUGUGGGAUUUGUCACAGAAUGUUCAAAACUUCUCAAGCUUUAGGUAGUCAUAAAACCAUUCACAAGAUCAAGAACAGCAAUUCUUCAACUUGUAUUGAAGAGUCAGAGCAAAAACCAACCAAGAAAUUAGUUAGUGUGAAGAAUAUUAUGGAUCAAAAAUUGCAUGAAUGUCCAUUUUGUGGGAAAUUAUUUCAAUCAGGUCAAGCAUUAGGUGGACACAAAAGAUCACAUCUUAUUAUGAGUUCAUCAACUACAGAUCUUAACAUGCCAGCACCAAUGGAAGAUGAAGAUUUUAGCCAACCAGAUUUUUCUGCAAUUUCAGAUGCUGAUUUUCAACAUCAAGAAAAUGGGAGAGGUUAAAGUAAUCGUCACUCUCAUUUACUAUCUUGUUUUGCCUUUUUUUAAUCUUUAAAAAUGUCUUUUAGUAAAUUUUCUUAAAUGGGGUUUGCUUAUUUAUAGAAAAGUUAUGAUCUUUAAUCCCA